Prorocentrum cordatum is the source of this 514-nucleotide messenger RNA. Lineage: Eukaryota; Dinophyceae; Prorocentrales; Prorocentraceae. The record is from the annotation of a GenBank genome assembly.
AGCCAAGGGCCAGGGCAAGCAGCAGCCUACCGAGACGAAUUCGUUCGCGCUCCUUGAGCUGGGCGAGCUGGUGUUUCUUCGGGAUGACUCGAGCGGGAUGUGGGCGAUCCUCGACUGCGGGGCGACGCGGAGCCUCAUCGGGGUCACGAUGGCGGAAUACCUGGCCUACGACAUGGAGGAGGAGCACGACCUGGAGUUCAACCUGGCCGAGACGACGAGGUACUUCACGUUCGGGGACGGACAGCGCAAGAGCUCCAUGGCGAUGAUCGAGAUCUCCAUCAUGGACAACGACGUGCCGCUGCUGAUCGGGAUGGAUAUCCUGGAGUCUGAGCACACUGGCGCCCUCAUUGACUGCGGGAACGGCUACUUGAUGCUGCCGAAGAUCUCCCACCGCAUCUUCCAGUGCCGUGAAAUGCCGAGCGGCCACCUCGCGGUCAACGUGACCACGCCUACUUGGUGGCAGCAAGUGCCGGAGAGGCUCCGCAAGGGCUGGACCGCGAAGCGGGCCAGCUAG